Molecule: messenger RNA, 766 nt
Organism: Grammomys surdaster
Lineage: Eukaryota; Metazoa; Chordata; Mammalia; Rodentia; Muridae
Gene: Ttc32
Product: tetratricopeptide repeat domain 32
Exons: 3
Coding region: 61-507 (148 amino acids)
Molecular function (GO): protein binding
Source: RefSeq, a predicted model, not a curated record
UAGCCAAUGAAGUCCGGUGAGCGAUAGCUGUGGUUCCGCUUCCACCGGGGCGAGGCGGUUAUGGCCGUACGGCCAGGCCGAGAGGGCGGAGAGAGCCCGGCCGCCCUGGCGAUGGCACAGGCUCGCUUCGCUAGGGGCGAGUUUGCCGAGGCCCAGGAGCUAUACUCCGCGUUCAUUGGCCAGUGCGCGAGUCACGGGAGCAAAUGUAGCCCUGAGGAUUUGGCCACCGCAUAUAACAACAGGGGGCAAACCAAGUACUUCAGCGUUGAUUUUUAUGAAGCCAUGGACGACUACACAUCUGCCAUAGAAAUCCUGCCCAACUUUGAAGUUCCCUAUUAUAACAGAGGCUUGAUUCGCUACAGGCUGGGAUAUUUUGAUGAAGCUUUGGAAGAUUUCAAGAAGGCAUUAGACCUAAAUCCUGGAUUUCAAGAUGCUGUUUUGAGCUUAAAACAGACCAUUUUAGACAGAGAAGAAAAGCAAAGACGAAAUGCUGAGAAAAGUUACUGAAACCUUCAGCUUGUUGAGAUUUUAACUUGAGGUCCUUAAAUCUGCAUCUGAUUGACUCUAAGAUAGGCAUAGAACUUUUGAUUAUAUGUAAGAGAUUGAAUUUUAGAAGUGAAAGUAAAAUAAUGUGCUUAUUAAUUUCAAGAAAGAUAAUGUUUGCUAGAUCUCUUAAUAGAGUAAAUGAAUAAUACAAUGUGUAAAUGUAGGAAAAAUAUUUAAAUCAUUAUGUAUCAUUUUUAGUAAAGGCUUUAUUUUUACCAUA